UCGCAUCGCAGUCGAUGAAAUGCUAAAUCGUAUCCGAUCCAGAAUAGUUAGCCGUGGAGCCGUGGUCGGUAAAAGAUGACCAACUUUCUAGUAGCGGCCACAAUAUUUGCCGCUGUCGUUGAAUGUGCUUUCGCGAAUGAUAUUGAAGACAAGCUGAUCACGCUCGCAGUGUCUCAGUCUUUUGACUCUGGUUCCGAUAUCAGCUAUGUUACCAGAGCCGUCCUAUCUGUUCCCCUGGCCCGACCAUCGGAAAGCACUUUUCACCAAGUGCCACUUUCGGCGUCUGACGCAGCCAAGCUAAGGAAACUUGCAGAGGAGAACGGCCUGUACAGGGUGCGAGUGGCUAACGAACAAAAUGACCCUGCUUUCGUUGUGUCGUCUUUUGCAAAAGCCUGCUCCCUCUACGAGUCCGAGCUGAAGGACCACUUCAUGGUGACAUUGGACCGUUCUGGUGCCCUUCUUGGGGUGUCGGACUUCGUUGGUCAGCAGUGCACGGGCACAUAUGUUCCAGACCACAAGCUUGUGAACUUCAACACCACUCUCUCUGUGUCGAUAGUAAACAUUGCUCCUGGGCCGGACACACAAACUUAUAUUCGACGCCUGGAGCAGGAAAAAGGCCGAGAGGGCACGUGGAGAAAAUGCUGACAACCGUUCAUUCUUUGCCAAAUAUUGGAUGUACAUCAUGCCACUUCUCAUCUUCCUGCUCAUCUCGGGUGCUUCAAAUCCAGAAGGACAGGGAGGUGGCAGUUCUGGUCGUUGAUGAAGUUUAGAUGAAUAGGAAACCACCAUUUGUAAUAUAUUCACUUUGAGCACAUCACUUUUCAGUAGUUACUCUGUGCACUCUGCAGCAACUGAAGACGAGCGUGUGUGUGAUUGUUGUUAAUAAAGGUUUGUGGUGUAAUGCUGUUCA
Molecule: messenger RNA, 910 nt
Organism: Dermacentor silvarum
Lineage: Eukaryota; Metazoa; Arthropoda; Arachnida; Ixodida; Ixodidae
Gene: EMC10
Product: ER membrane protein complex subunit 10-like
Exons: 7
Coding region: 76-645 (189 amino acids)
Cellular component (GO): EMC complex
Source: RefSeq, a predicted model, not a curated record